Sarcophilus harrisii (Tasmanian devil) is the source of this 10660-nucleotide messenger RNA. It is a transcript of the gene SBNO1, whose product is annotated as strawberry notch homolog 1. Gene Ontology annotation, biological process: regulation of DNA-templated transcription. The transcript has 32 exons. Lineage: Eukaryota; Metazoa; Chordata; Mammalia; Dasyuromorphia; Dasyuridae. Gene Ontology annotation, cellular component: nucleus. The record is from RefSeq and is a predicted model, not a curated record. Gene Ontology annotation, molecular function: chromatin DNA binding; histone binding. The coding region runs from base 168 to 4343 and encodes 1391 amino acids.
UGCCGGGGGGAGGGGGGAGGAGGAGGAGGGGCGUCAAGAUGGCGGCGGGGAGGUAGGCAGACCCGGACGCAGCCUCCGACGCCGCCGCCUCCGCUCCUGCAGCCUCGCCGCCCCCGAGUCCUCGCUGCCUCCGCGACGCCGCUGGCUCGCCAGACCUAGAGGAGAAGAUGGUGGAGCCAGGACAAGACUUACUGCUUGCUGCUUUGAGUGAAAGCGGAAUUAGUCCAAAUGAUCUUUUUGAUAUUGAUAGUGGAGAUCCAGGUCUAGCAACUCCAACACCUACACCACCUGUUCAGCAGUCAGUGCCACUUAGUGCAUUAGAACUAGGCUUGGAUACUGAGGCAACAGUUCCUGUUAAGCAAGAACCAGAGACUGUAUCUACUCCAGCACUAUUAAAUGUUAGGCCACAACCGCCAUCUACUACAACUUUUGUGCUGAAUCAAAUAAAUCAACUUCCAACUUUGGGAACCACAAUUGUGAUGACUAAAACCACACCAGUAACAACUACAAGACAAACCAUAACUUUAACGAAAAUUGUCCAGACUGGCACAAAUACACGGCCUUCGGUUUCAGCACCAGCAGUCCGUAAUGCCUUGACCACCGCACCUUCAAAGGACCAGAUCCAGCUAAAAGAUUUGCUGAAAAAUAAUAGUCUUAAUGAACUCAUGAAACUGAAGCCGCCUGCUAAUAUUGCUCAACCAGUGGCAACAGCAGCCACUGAUGUCAGCAAUGGAACAGUCAAAAAGGAAGCUUCUAAUAAAGAAGUUGCACGAAUAUGGAUAAAUGAUAUCAAAAUGAGAAGUUUCUCGCCCACUAUGAAAGUACCAGUGGUUAAAGAUGAAGAAGAACCAGAAGAGGAAGAUGAAGAAGAAAUGGGUCAUGCAGAAACCUAUGCAGAGUACAUGCCAAUAAAAUUAAAAAUUGGCCUCAGACAUCCUGAUGCAGUAGUGGAAACCAGCUCUUUAUCCAGUGUCACACCCCCUGAUGUUUGGUAUAAAACAUCUAUAUCUGAAGAAAGCAUUGAUAAUGGCUGGUUAUCAGCAUUACAACUUGAAGCUAUCACCUAUGCAGCCCAGCAACAUGAAACAUUUCUACCUAAUGGAGAUCGAGCUGGAUUUUUGAUAGGUGAUGGUGCAGGUGUAGGAAAAGGCAGAACUAUAGCUGGAAUAAUUUAUGAAAAUUACCUAUUGAGUAGAAAAAGAGCAUUAUGGUUUAGUGUAUCAAAUGAUUUAAAAUAUGAUGCCGAAAGAGAUUUGAGGGACAUUGGAGCAAAAAACAUUUCGGUUCAUUCAUUAAACAAGUUUAAAUAUGGAAAAAUUUCUUCUAAACAUAAUGGAAGUGUGAAAAAGGGCGUUAUUUUUGCUACCUAUUCUUCUCUCAUUGGUGAAAGUCAAUCCGGUGGUAAAUACAAAACAAGAUUAAAGCAGCUUCUACAUUGGUGCAGUGAUGAUUUUGAUGGAGUGAUAGUAUUUGAUGAAUGCCACAAAGCUAAGAACUUAUGUCCUGUUGGUUCUUCAAAGCCAACUAAGACAGGCUUAGCUGUACUAGAACUACAGAACAAACUGCCACGAGCCAGAGUGGUUUACGCCAGCGCCACUGGUGCUUCUGAACCGAGAAACAUGGCCUAUAUGAACCGGCUUGGAAUUUGGGGUGAAGGAACCCCAUUUAGAGAAUUCAGUGAUUUCAUUCAGGCUGUAGAACGAAGAGGUGUCGGUGCCAUGGAAAUAGUUGCUAUGGAUAUGAAGCUGAGAGGCAUGUACAUUGCCAGGCAAUUGAGCUUUACUGGUGUGACCUUCAAAAUUGAAGAAGUUCUUCUUUCUCAGAGUUAUGUUAGAAUGUAUAAUAAAGCAGUAAAACUGUGGGUAAAUGCUAGAGAGAGAUUUCAGCAAGCCGCUGAUCUUAUAGAUGCAGAACAGCGAAUGAAGAAAUCUAUGUGGGGGCAGUUCUGGUCUGCUCAUCAGAGGUUUUUCAAAUAUCUAUGUAUAGCAUCCAAAGUCAAGAGAGUUGUACAGCUAGCUCGAGAAGAAAUCAAGAAUGGAAAAUGUGUUGUCAUUGGUCUGCAGUCAACAGGAGAAGCUCGAACUUUAGAAGCCCUGGAAGAGGGUGGAGGAGAAUUAAAUGACUUUGUGUCAACAGCCAAAGGGGUAUUACAGUCACUCAUCGAAAAACAUUUUCCGGCUCCAGACAGAAAGAAACUCUUUAGUUUGCUUGGAAUUGAUUUGACUGCUCAGAGUAACAACAGCUCACCCAGAGAUAGUCCUUGUAAAGAGAAUAAAAUAAAGAAACGCAAAGGGGAAGAAAUCAGCAGAGAGGCCAAAAAAGCACGGAAAGUUGGUGGCCUUACUGGAAGCAGUUCUGAUGAUAGUGGAAGUGAAUCUGAUGCCUCUGAUAAUGAAGAAACUGACUAUGAGAGCUCAAAAAACAUGAGUUCUGGAGAUGACGAUGAUUUUAACCCAUUUCGGGAUGAAUCUAGUGAAGAUGAUGAAGAUGAUCCUUGGUUAAUCAGAAAAGACCACAAGAAAAGCAAAGAAAAAAAAAAGAAAAAAAGUAUUGAUCCAGAUUCUAUUCAAAGUGCCUUAUUAGCGUCAGGUCUGGGAUCAAAACGACCAAGUUUUUCUUCUACAUCUCUUGUCACUACUCCCAAUAACACACAAGCUAAUAGUAAUAGUAACAGCAACAGUCUUGUAACAAGUCAGGAUGCUGUUGAAAGAGCCCAGCAGAUGAAGAAAGAUUUGUUGGACAAAUUGGAAAAAUUAGCUGAAGAUCUUCCUCCUAAUACACUGGAUGAACUUAUUGAUGAGUUGGGUGGUCCAGAAAAUGUGGCUGAGAUGACUGGCCGAAAGGGGAGAGUUGUAAGCAAUGAUGAUGGAAGCAUAUCUUAUGAGUCAAGAUCUGAAGCUGAUGUGCCCGUGGAAAUUCUAAAUAUCACAGAGAAGCAGAGAUUCAUGGAUGGGAAUAAGAAUAUCGCCAUUAUCUCAGAAGCAGCCAGUUCAGGUAUUUCAUUACAAGCAGACCGUCGAGCUAAAAAUCAGAGGCGAAGGGUACAUAUGACUUUGGAAUUGCCUUGGAGUGCUGAUAGAGCUAUUCAGCAGUUUGGAAGAACUCAUAGAUCAAAUCAAGUUACUGCUCCAGAAUAUGUAUUUCUAAUUUCUGAAUUGGCUGGAGAGCAAAGAUUUGCAUCUAUAGUUGCUAAAAGACUGGAGAGUUUGGGGGCACUCACACAUGGUGACCGAAGAGCAACAGAAUCUCGAGAUUUGAGCAGGUUCAACUUUGAUAACAAGUAUGGGAGAAAUGCUUUGGAAAUUGUUAUGAAAUCCAUUGUGAACCUAGAUUCCCCAAUGGUAUCACCACCUCCUGACUAUCCUGGAGAAUUCUUCAAAGAUGUCCGACAAGGCUUAAUAGGCGUGGGGCUUAUAAAUGUGGAAGACCGUUCUGGAAUUUUGACUCUUGACAAAGAUUACAAUAACAUAGGAAAAUUCCUAAAUCGUAUUUUGGGUAUGGAGGUCCACCAGCAGAACGCCUUGUUUCAGUAUUUCUCAGACACACUUAAUGCAGUCAUACAAAAUGCCAAAAAGAAUGGAAGAUAUGAUAUGGGUAUUUUAGAUCUUGGUUCUGGGGAUGAGAAGGUGAGGAAAACAGAUGCUAAGAAAUUUCUAACACCAGGAUAUUCAACUUCAGGUCAUGUUGAAUUGUACACGAUCAGUGUAGAAAGAGGCAUGUCUUGGGAAGAAGCAACCAAGAUUUGGGCAGAACAGACAGGACCAGAUGAUGGCUUUUAUUUAUCACUGCAAAUAAGAAAUAAUAAAAAAACUGCCAUCUUGGUGAAAGAAGUGAAUCCCAAAAAGAAGCUUUUCUUAGUUUAUAGACCAAAUACUGGGAAACAGCUUAAAUUAGAGACUUUGGCUGAUCUGAAAAAGAAGUAUAAAAAGGUAGCUUCAGAUGAUGCCUUGGCUCACUGGCUAGAUCAGUAUAAUUCAUCUGCAGAUACAUGUACUCAUGCAUAUUGGAGAGGCAAUUGCAAAAAAGCAAGUUUGGGAUUAAUUUGCGAAAUAGGUCUACGGUGUCGUACCUAUUAUGUUUUAUGUGGCUCAGUACUGAGUGUUUGGACAAAAGUUGAGGGAGUUCUAGCAUCUGUCAGCGGCACAAAUGUGAAGAUGCAGAUAGUUCGGCUACGAACAGAGGAUGGGCAGCGUAUUGUAGGUUUGAUCAUUCCUGCAAAUUGUGUCUCUCCCCUUGUAAAUCUUCUGUCAACGUCAGACCAGUCCCAGCAGCUCGCAGUGCAGCAGAAGCAGAUAUGGCAGCAGCAUCACCCACAGAGCAUCACCAAUUUGAGCAACUUGUAAAAGAAUAGACUGCAGGUUUUUGACAUGGGUGUUUCUGGAAAAGCUAUCCAAGCAUAUCAUUUGCAUAAAAAUCAGGGACAGAUUCCAAAGAAUUUUUUCAGUUGCGCUCUCUCUGGUAAUAUUUUGGGAAUGAGGAGGUACCUGGAAAAGAUGGCCAAACUGAGACUCAGCAAUGCUGAUGGUGGUGCAAAUGUCCUUCCCUACGUAGGCUUUUCCUCUAGUACUUACUUAACUUCCCAUUUGCUUUGACUUUGGGCAAGCAGGGGUGUGUCUUUUUUUUUUUUUCUUUUUUUUUUUUAAAUUCAUGGGCUUUAUUUGUUUGUUUUUUAUUUCUUAAACUAAGACCACAAUUUGUGCAAAAAUGUGUGGAUUUUCCCAAACUGGCUUUACCUUGAUUUUUGUCCUUCAGCGCUCAGGGUUUACGCAGGACAUCUAUGCCGUGGCUGGGCGAGACUUCCCAGGAUGCAUGUCUUUGAGUCUUUAAAUAGAGAAAAUCUUUAUUGGUUCUUCUUUUCAACAUGUAAAACAGGUUUAGAACUAAGCAUGAAAUGGAAAUGGUUGUUCAUCAUGCAUUCGGGUUCUUUCCCAGUUUUUGUUCUGACAGUGCAUGUCUUUGAAAGCACGUCGUGAGUAAGAUCCCACCAAAGUCAGGGGGUGGAGAGGAGCACAGUUGUACGGACAGCUAUGCUUAGUAAGUGUUGCUUUUCUCCCCUCCUCUUCUGAGGCAGUGAGUCCACCACACGUAUGCCCUUCUUUGUGAUAAAAUUCUUAAAUUAAAAAUUAGUUCCUUUUAAUGUAUUAAUAAUAUUCCUAAUGUGCUGCAAAAAAAAAAAAAGGCUCAAAGCCUAUUUUUCUCAAGAUGGCAUUUUUCCUUAAUUGGAGAUGGUUAUGGAAACUAAGUGCAAAUUGACCUCUAUCUUGCAAAACAAUCCUCUUAUUUUUUACUUGUAAUUUAAUUUGUCACUUGUAAGAUGAAACCUUACUUGAGCUGUAAAGUAGACAAUGGGGAAAACACUUGAGGCUUCUGCUGUAUGUGCUCUUUGUUACCCAGUAACUUGAAUACUGUUUAAUAUGUUGUAAGACAUUUGUAGAGUUUAUCUGGAGCUGUUUAAAAUGGUAAUGUACAAAUGUGAAUAGUCACUUAUCUAUGAUAUGGGUAAGUUUUGUUUUGCCUAUAAUAGUAAAUGUUUAUAACAAGUGAGGGACAAUGUUUGUCUUUUUUUUUUCUCUUUUUUUUUCUUUUUUUUUUUUUUUUUUUUGCUUGCACAGGUUGCACUAUUGAAAACUUUUGAGAUUGUAUAAACCUGUCCAGAAAGCUGCAAGAUACCAAAAUCUUGUAGAUGUCAAAUAAAAGUUAUUGUACUAACAAGAAGUGGACUCUUGCUUAGGCAGUCAUCCCAUGUAGUAGCAGUUUCACUUUGGGUGUUGCCUCAGCAUUCUGUUGAAGCUUUCUGUUCCGAUGAAAGUGAGCUCUUUCUGCCCUAAAGAGCUGAUAGGUGGUAGCACUUACCCGUACUUGGACAAGGUCAGUUUCCACGUUGUUUCUUUUAGUCUUCUGGCAUUGACCUGGACGUGGAGAAUUUCCCUCUCAGUAUAGUUAGGUGUUCCUGGCAGAAAUUGAGUGCAGCCAUCUAUCUCUUGCAGGGGGAGUGGGGAGAGGUGGUAAAUUUUCUUUAAGCACAUUCUUGGACAUUUCAUCAUGAGUUUACUUAACAUGCCUUCUAAUGAUAUUAAAUUGAGAAGAAAAAUCUGUCCUCUUUUUUGUUCACUUCCCUGGUUGAAGGAGUCUUUGCAUUCAAGUGAUCUCCUCUUAGAGUACCAGAACUAUGCUUCUGCCUCCAAUUAGACAGCAGAGAAUAAGAUUGCCCCUCAAGGUGUUAGUAUAGGGCACAUGGUAAGACCCCCAUAGUGAUUGGACAAAGAGAUUCUGAAAUAAACCCUUCCAGUGGAAAGACAUAGUGAGAGAAUAGGCCUCUGCUGGCUUCUGGCCAAAUUUCCAAACUUACUUGCUAUUUAAUGGUGGUUUUUAAGUAGAUCAUGAUUUCCUUUAAAGCAGUUCCAGAAUAGUUCUUUCAGUAUGCAUUUAAAUGACAUUAUAGUUGAUGUAUUUAAAUUUACUCUUGGGGUAGUUAAUCUUGCUGCCAGAAGGACAUGAUUUGUGAUACUGUUUUGAUUCCUUGCUAAAAUGAGGCAUGUGUGUAUAUACAUAUAUAUGUAUAUGUGAGCAUGUAGAUAUAUAUGUAUGUGUUUAUAGUGUUUUUGUGUGUACACACACAGAUUUUAAAUGACCAAACUGAAAGUGUCAGAGAAUAGGGAUAAGUGAUACUGGAGGUUUUGUAUUUGAACCCUUCUCAAUGUGGAAGCACGCAAAACAGAAAGUCUUGAUUUUUUUUUUUUUUUUUUUUUUGGUACCCUGAUAGCUUUUGUGUUAUACUUUAAUGAUUACAUGCUCAGGGAAGUGGGAAUUCUAGAGUUUAAAAGCCCCUUCCUAAGAAGAUUUGAUUUCCAAACUCAUGAAGUUAAUCCAUUCUUUAAGGUUUUAGCCAAAGCAACUCAACAUAGAAUCACUCAUUUUAGUCUCACCUUUUUUUGAACUAAGGACUUGAUUUUUAAUCUGACUUUUGUUUUUGUGUCAAAAGCUCAAUGUGAUAUUAAGCUUUGACGUGUUUGUUUAAGGGGUAGGAGUGGGGGAGAAUUUUGGUUUAGAGUGUGUUGGAAUUCCAGGCCAUAGCCUGGUGCAAAAAUAAUUUUUAAAGGUUUUCUCUAAAUUUCUUCAUUGCCAGAGAAGUCUUUGUAAAUUAGUAAUCAGAAUAUUCAGAUAUGCUGUCUAAUGAUUCAUAUUUACAAGGAUAUUAUAUUAACAAAACAUCUCUAACAAAGACACAGCCUCAUUUUCCCUAUUACUCUAAGUAAUUUGUAGUUAUCCAGCUCCAAGGAUAAGCUCUAUACUUCACAUUACUUCACAGCUGCUAUUAGAGGCUAGUAACUUUGGGACAAAAGAAGGCCACUGCCUUUAAAUUGUACUGGGGGGGAGGGGGGGGAAUGGAAAGCAGUUGCCAGUAGACAGAGGCUUUUUAUCCCGAUCAUGUUCUGGUGAGGUCAAAAACAAGCAGAACAUGUAUCAAGGUGGGGCUCAUUUAGAUGAUUCAGUUUGAUGGACUUGAGGCAGUGGAACAACAUUUUCUGGCCUUGACUUUUACUUUGGUCUUUUGGCAAGCAGGCUGGAGAGCUGCCCCCCUAGUAAGGAGCAGAGCAUCCAUACAGAAGUGUAAGGUACAGGCAAGGAGCUGGGAAAGGAAAGUCCAGACCCCUCAGGGCCUCACAGAAAAACACCUCAUUUCUGCUUUUCUUCUAUCUUCCCUUGCUCGGAAGAUGGAAGCUGUGUAAAGAUGUGCAAAAAAUUGGAAGUUCUGUGAAUUAAGGUAUUGUUCGUUCCCAUACUAGAAAAGCAAUUACUAUUACACCACCAGAGUGUUAAAAAUCUACCUUGAUCCUCUACCCUUUUGUUACCUGAGGCCUUCAAGGCCAACUGCUAUAAUAAUUAAAACUUGAAAAAGCUACCAGUCUUCUGGUCAGAACACAGUGUUUUUUUAAGGGCACAUAAAUGAAGGAAACUUGUAUCCUAUAAACAUGCAGCUCAAAUUAGCGAUGCCUUUCCUGAAUAUCCACCCUUCAACCCUACUCUUUACUAGAUGUGUACAGAACUCUGUAUAUAGACAUGUUGAAAGUUACUGAGUUGAGGCCUGUAAAUAUUUUUUGUAAAUGGAGACAUUUUUCCUAAUUUGUUUCAAUUUCCCUCUUCUUUCCCCCUAUUUAUUCACUUGCUGUACUAUAGGGCAUGGGAGUUUUUUUUGUUUUUUGUUUUUUUUUUUAAUCUAGAAAAAUGUGAGAUAGACUUAGCUGAAUUCUCCAUAUAUUUUAAGAUUUCUGUUCUGCAUCCUUACUAUAGAACUUCAGCUGUUUUUGUAUCUUAAUAUUUUUAACAAGCCUGUUUUGCAUUUUUUUUUUGUUUGUUUGUUUCCAAUUUUACACUGUGCAAUGCUUUGGGGGUGGGGGGUGGACUUGUGCACUUUCUGAUAUUGUCAUCGUGUGACUCUGCUCCUUUAUGUUGAUCUUUUGAUGCCAUUAGAAGCUUGGAUUCAUUCUAUCCCACACUUCAGUUGAAAUUUUUCUGCCUUCUAUGGUGCAUUUUGGAGUGUUCAUAUAUCACUCCUAAACAAAUAAGGCUUGAAUCCUCCAACCCUUGCACUUAAAACUCCGAAUUUCUUUUCUCUAACCCCAGUGUGCAGCAACUGAAGGAAACAGUUGUUGAUUUGGAAGCCGUGCAUGGUCCUUUUGCCAUCAUCAUCCUCUUCUCUUUCUUUAGGAAUCUUUUACAAUCAACGCUUUAAACCCUGUGAGUAGUUGGCAGAAAUUUGUGGUCACCUUUUAUCUACUUGUGUGUGUGUUAGAUGUGUUAAUUUUUAAAGAUUUGAACUGACAAUAAAAUUUGUUUGUUUUUUCUUGAGAGGCCAAGAGCUAUGGCCUAUUGUAUGUAGUAGCAUAUUGUGCUGUACAGCUGUACAUACUAGAAACAAGCCUUAAAUUCAUGAUUUUAAGUGGAUUGGUAUAAUGAAGAACGGAGUAGUAGGCCAUUUGAAACUGUUGGGCAUUUCAUCUAAUGGACCUAGAAUAAAUUUAUAACUUCAUUUGGAAUGGAAAUGGAGGCAUUUAGCAUCACCAACCAAAAAAAAAAAUCUUAAAGUGGGUGUCUGUUUUUUGGAAUCCUUAAAAGUUUAUCCAUGUGUGCACAUGUGCACACACGUGAGAGAGAAGCAGUGUUUUGUUUGGUCUUCCAUAGCAAAGGCUACAACUAAACAGGGCUGAGUCCUAGUUGUGUGGGAUAGUAAAAUCCCUUUGGUGUAACUGCUAAUCUAGAUCUUGUACUGGGGGAAUCAAGUGGUGAUCAAAAGAAAUCACCACUUUGGAAACGAAACAAGCCAGUUAUACAUUUUUCCUGGAAAGAAAAUAAGUUUAACUGUUGUUAAUGUGUAACUAGCAAGGACUUUCAUGGCUGGAUAUUAAACACACCAUUGCAUCACAGGUAGUUCUCUUAAAUAUCACAAGAGUUGGGAAGUAUAUGUACAUAUUCUUGUGAUAUUUAAGGGAAGCUAUCUGUUUUAACAAGUUUGGGCUACUCCUUUUAUUUGAUAAAAUGCUUUUACAAAUACCUCCAGUGCCUGACCUUGCUCAAACACAUCUUCCUGCUCCCUGAUUCUCUUUCUUCCAUCUACAGUAACGUUGCAAUCUUGUGUUUGUAGCAUUAUAAAUCACAUUUGUGGCAAUGUCUGAUACCACAACUUUACAGCACAUUCUCUACCUUAACUGCAGAAUCAAGCAAAGUGGAGACUUACGGAGUGAGAAAAGACAUCAUUUGAGUUGUCAUAUGGGAGAGUGUUCCAGGCAGGAAACUAUAUUUCUGGGGGCCCUCACAUUUAUCAGAUGGGCCCAAAUUCAAGAUCUGCAGCAUAGGGGAUUUUUCACUCCUAAACUUGUGGUGCGGAUGUGAUGUGCCCCAAAGCCUCUGGGGUCCCUGCAGGCCCCAGGAAACCUUUUUAGCCAAAUGCACCCUGGGUCGUGGGGGAGGGGUGGUAGCCAGCACUUCUUUUGAUAGUAUUCUGGCACUGAAGAAGAUAAAGAAGUUUGAACUAUUGAUAUUUUGUCUUUCUGACCUUGGCUUUUCUGGGUAGAGAACUUUUCAUUAGAUACGGCACAGUCUAACUGUUGUGAGAAAAACCAUCCAUCUUAAUGGUUUUAUAAUGAUGGCUAAACUACUGAUACUUCUCAAUGACCACUUGUAUCUACCAUCAGCCAUGAGAGGUGGGAAGAGGUACACUGUAUCUCUGCAAUAAGACUUGCCAUGGUUCUACCUCCAAGCAAAGGAUCUUUUUAUAUGUAGGCACAGAGCCUCUUUUUGAUCCCGAAAUGGUGCAUCUUGAGAUGGCGGAAUGGAUUCCAAAGAUGACUUUCCAACCAAGGCAGAUUGUGAAUUUUGCCGACUUGUUGUUUUGCUGGUUUGUUAUUUGUUUGUUUUUUUUUUUUUUUUUAAAUCACCUUUUUUAUAUUUCUACUCUGUUUUUGGAAUUUGUCAUGUAAAGAUUCACUGUCUUGGUGAUGCUGCAUUGCUCCAUGCAACUUUUUCAUGGUGAAACAGUACUCUUGAGUGCUGUUUGCACCAUUCUGAUUUUUAACUUGACAAAAUUGGAAUCUCAUGCAAUAAAAAAAAAUGUACUGGAUGCAUUUAGCAGGGUUUAUACUUGUAAACUGAAAAAAAAAAA